CAUAGAUACAGACCGCCAUCGCCAUAGCGCAUAGCCACGGACAGAUUUACUUCAUUUUCUUCUUCGGCGAACCGUUUGCGUUGGCUUGGCUGUGGCUCAUCCGUAAGAUCGUCCGCGUCGUCGGUCGGGUCGCUGAUCGACGCUCAUCGCUAGUUGGAUGAUUUUUUAGUGAUUCACCAUGUGGAAGGGAGGCGGACCAGCCCUUCCUAGUUGCCUUUUUGUUGUUGUUUGACUUAAUAUUCCCAGAUUAGCAUCUCUCUGGGCUUGGCUGCCACUGGCACUUUAGUAUUAGGAUACCCAUUCGAUCGGAAGCUGUGAUGCUAGAGAUUUUCUCGAUGUUGCAUUAGUGAUUUAUUUGAUUUGACAUUAGUGCGUUGUUUUGCAGUGUUCGAUCGGCUUCAGUACGUGUAACGUCAAAUUAAAAUUCAUUUUAAAAGGCGAGUUUGUAUAUAGAUAUUGCGUUUAUUAUCGAAUGACUAUAAAUCGCGCAUCAUAAACAGACGCGACGACGGACGCAUCUUUUUGACUCGAAAGUAAUUUUCUACGAUCACUGAUCAUCAGUUACGGUUAGUUAGAGAACGAGUCAACUGGUGCACGAAGAAAUAAAUAAAUAAUCAAUUUUUACGGACAAAUAACUUCAUCACAAAUUCUCACUUUACUUGAUUAUUAAAAAUUAAAUGAGUUGAUAAAAAUAAAACUGAAAUUGCCUAUUUUUCUUUGAUAUUUUCAAAAUAUUUCUGAAAUUUUUUUGAAAACAAUAAAAUUUGCAUACUUAAUGCGAAUUCAAAUUAGGUGUGAAGUGAGCACGCGAUCUUACCUCUGCCUAGACCUACCUAUACCUGAUACCUAACAUACAAAAUAUAUACUUUUCCAUAGCUAAACAAUAUUUAUGGAUAACUUAACAUAGAUAGAUGUGAAAAGUGUUAAUUAAAUUAAAGUUUAGUAAAUUAGGUGAAUUCAAGUGUUAAAAAUAAGUUUAUGUACGUAUGAAAAUAAAUAAAUAUACAUAGAAAUUCUAUAGAUACAAUGUUAUUUUUAUGAAUAAAAAAAAAAAUAUUUAUCUGACGGAAAAAAUUUCUUAAGUGUGUUCAUAGAUUUGGAUUACGAUUUUUAUCUCAUCAAUAGACGAAAAGUUUUUAUUUAUUGCUGAAUUUUGAAAUAAAAACAAUCACAAAAUGGAUCCAGAAAAUCAGUGCCCUCAAUAUGGAGAGGUCAACCAGUUGGGUGGAGUGUUUGUGAAUGGACGUCCCUUGCCGAAUAAUAUACGUCUGCAAAUAGUCGAACUGGCCCGGCGAGGAACUCGGCCCUGUGAUAUUUCCCGUCAUCUGCGAGUCAGUCAUGGUUGUGUGUCCAAGAUUCUUGCAAGAUACCACGAGACCGGUUCGAUUCUACCGGGAGCCAUUGGAGGCUCGAAGCCAAGGGUAACCACCCCAAAAGUUGUCAAUUACAUUCGCGAUCUGAAGCAACGAGAUCCGGGCAUUUUCGCUUGGGAAAUUCGUGACCGUUUGCUGAGCGAGGGAGUUUGUGAUAAGACCAAUGUUCCCAGUGUCAGUUCGAUUUCGAGAAUUCUCCGCAACAAAUUGGGUUCGAUGCCACACCAUUCGCCUACAACUGCGUCGGCGGCUGCGGCACAUCACCAUCACCACACGCACCUGUACAACUCUCUCUAUCAAACCUACAAUCCUUAUGGAAUGCGGUCAGUUUCGUGCAAUUCUCCAUCCCCUCCACAAGGCCAACUCAGACCCUCGCACUGUUGGCCAUCGUCGCAUUCUGUCCAGGACAUUCUUGCUCAUCAAGCGCAGGCAGCCAACAAUGCCCUGCGAAACAGCUGCAAUGGCAAUGUGGGAGUGGGCGUGGGAGUUGGAGUAGGCGCCCUUCCGGCUAUGCCAACGGCCGGAUCACCAGUUGCGACUCACCUCGGCGUAGACGAAACCAACUACUAUAUGUACAUCCAGAACGCCAGUAUGAUGCAUCAUGGCGGAAUGAUGACGACUGCGACGGGAUUGUGAAGUUAUUUUAAAUUUAAAGUUAGAUUAAAUAUUUUAUGUUUUUUUUUCUCAAUUGACACUUUCAAGAUUAAUUAAUUUAAAUUUAUUUUAGAUAUUUUUGGUAGGUUUUUUAGAAUAAGAUUAAGGAAUAAUUUUGAGUUAGGUUAUUUUUAAAUAUGCAAGUUUUUGUUUUAGUAAAUUAAAAAAAAAGUAUUAUGUUGAGUUAUUUUCUUUAUAGGAAACAAAGUGUAUAUUACGAAUAUGAUGUAGUUUUUAAGGAAUUUAAAAUUUUGUUUAAUAACAAUUUACAAAAAAAAAAAAAACCAUAACAGUGAAGCAUUGAAAAUACGUAAUUUUUUAAUUAUAUGCCCACAUCAAAUGUGAAUUUAUUAUUUUAAGUGCCUAUAUUUACAAAAAC
Eupeodes corollae is the source of this 2406-nucleotide messenger RNA. It is a transcript of the gene Poxm, whose product is annotated as paired box pox-meso protein. The coding region runs from base 1176 to 2009 and encodes 277 amino acids. The transcript has 2 exons. NCBI's taxonomy places the organism in Eukaryota, Metazoa, Arthropoda, Insecta, Diptera, Syrphidae. The record is from RefSeq and is a predicted model, not a curated record. Gene Ontology annotation, biological process: anatomical structure development; regulation of transcription by RNA polymerase II. Gene Ontology annotation, molecular function: RNA polymerase II cis-regulatory region sequence-specific DNA binding; DNA-binding transcription factor activity, RNA polymerase II-specific.